AUGGCGGAAGUUGAUUCGACAGCAGAAGCCGGAUGGAAAAUUCUUGAUCAAAAGAUAUUAGAAUGUCACCGAAUACCUGCGAUCUUCCUCUCCAAUGUCCGAUCACGCUCGUUCGCUCCAUUCCCACUUCAGAUAACCCCUAAAAAUCGUUCCUUUCUUGUCUUCUUCUUCGCGAAAAAUGACCUUUUCAGCUGCAUCUGCAUCGGUCUCUCCUCCCGACCACUUCCCGCCGUCCCCCGGCGCUCGCUCCCUCUCGCUCCGCCGCCGCCGCCGCUUCCCCAUCGUCGUCGGACUCGGCAAUCUCCGUCGGAGGCCGCUCCGUCUCUCGGCGUCGCUCGCCGAGAGGAGCCUCGACCCUCGUGGGCCGACGAGGAUUGCGCGACCUCCGAUUCCGAUUUCAAUGGCUGGGCCGUGGUCGAAUCUCGGCCCCACAGGGCAAGAAAGGGAUUGCCAACGUAUGUUGUCGGGGCAGUUGGGACUUCACUCGCUGUUUUACUCGCUGUAAUUGCUCAUUACUCGCUGUCUAGAAAUGGGUAUAGUUUUCGUUUCGUCGAUCGGUUGCGAUCUUGGAGAAGUCUGUUGAAUCAGGCUGAAACUGAAGCUGUUGUGAGUGAGGAUUUGGACUCUGCUGUACCGGAUGGAAAGAGCAUUGUCUCCCAGGAUAGCCCGGAGGGUUUGUCUGAUUUAGUCAGCAACAAUGUGGUUUCAGACGGCUUAACAUCAAGGGAUAAGCAGCAGCGAGUUAUAGUUCCAGUUGCUGUAGAUUCUACUCAGCAGGAAGCUGUGAUGGUUCUGGAAAGACUGAAGGUUUGUUUUCUAGAAGCAAAAGAAAAUGACGUGUCUAGGAAGUCUUGCCUUUAA
This is a messenger RNA of Eucalyptus grandis, 861 nucleotides long. RefSeq lists its product as uncharacterized. Bases 1 to 861 code for a protein of 286 amino acids. The record is from RefSeq and is a predicted model, not a curated record. The transcript is spliced from 5 exons. Lineage: Eukaryota; Viridiplantae; Streptophyta; Magnoliopsida; Myrtales; Myrtaceae.